Peromyscus leucopus (white-footed mouse) is the source of this 1426-nucleotide messenger RNA. RefSeq names its product adenosine deaminase tRNA specific 3 (gene Adat3). The transcript is spliced from 2 exons. Gene Ontology annotation, molecular function: tRNA-specific adenosine-34 deaminase activity. The coding region runs from base 92 to 1150 and encodes 352 amino acids. Lineage: Eukaryota; Metazoa; Chordata; Mammalia; Rodentia; Cricetidae. Gene Ontology annotation, cellular component: cytoplasm; nucleus. The record is from RefSeq and is a predicted model, not a curated record.
GCCCCGCGGCAGUAGGCGGGGCGGCCGCGUUGCUAGGACUUGGCGAAGCGUGGCGCUCUCGCGGGCGUCCCUCAGUGGAGCCCCGCCGAGGAUGGAGCCCUCCGCGGGCCUCGCCGAGCAGCCUGAGCCCGCCAAGGCUGGAAGAGAGGAGCGAGAGCCGGCGCCCUGGCAGGCCCUGCCCGUCCUGUCCGAGCAGCAGUCGGGGGCCGUGGAGCUGGUGCUGGCCUACGCCGCGCCCGUCCUGGACAAGCGCCAGACCUCCCGCCUCCUGCGGGAGGUGUCCGCCGUCCACCCGCUUCCUGCCCAGCCCCACCUCAAGCGGGUGCGCCCCAGCCGCAGCGCCGCCGCCGGCGCCCACGCAUCGGACCUGCUGCUGUGCCUGGCGGGGCCCUCGGCGGGCCCGCGCUCGCUGGCCGAGCUCCUCCCCAGGCCGGCCGUGGACCCGCGUGGCCUGGGCACCCCGUUCCUGGUGCCCGUGCCCGCCCGGCCGCCGCUCACCCGGAGCCAGUUCGAGGAGGCGCGGGCGCACUGGCCCACGUCCUUCCACGAGGACAAGCAGGUGACCAGCGCGCUGGCCGGGCAGCUCUUCUCUGCGCAGGCGCGAGCGGCCAUGCAGAGCCACAUGGAGGAGGCCGUGGGCGCCGCCCGGAGGGCAGCUGCCCAGGGCCUGCGGGCCGUGGGCGCCGUGGUGGUGGACCCCGCCUCGGACCGCGUGCUGGCCACAGGCCACGACUGCAGCGGCCUGGCCCGGCCCCUGCUGCACGCCGUCAUGGUGUGCAUCGACCUGGUGGCCCAGGGCCAGGGCCGUGGCGCCUGGGACCUCAGAGGCCACCCGGCCUGCUCCUUCGCCCCGGCCGCGGCCGCCCAGGGCGCGCGUGCCGGCAGCGUGCGCAAGCUGGAUGGGAACGAGGACGGCCUGCCCUACGUGUGCACCGGCUACGACCUGUACGUGACCCGCGAGCCCUGCGUCAUGUGCGCCAUGGCCCUCGUCCACGCCCGCAUCCAGCGCGUCUUCUACGGGGCGCCCUCGCCCGACGGCGCCCUGGGCACGCGCUUCCGUGUCCACGCGCGGCCAGACCUCAACCACCGCUUCCAGGUGUUCCGCGGCAUCCUCGAGGACCAGUGCUGCCGGCUGGACCCCGACCCCUAGGCCUGGUGACCUCCACUUCAGACUGCUCUCUGCUCCUGGCCGGCCCGCAGCCCCCGCAGCGCCGUGGCCCUGGACCCUGGGGGCCCCACCCUCGGUGUCUAAGGACACUGACCACCUGGGUCAGCACGCGGGGCGCCCUCAGCCCCGCCCGAGACAGCGGCCUCCUCUGCCGGCCGCGGCAGCCGUGGGACUCAGCUCUGCCUACAAGCCCAGUGGCUGUCUUUCUUUCAGUCCCCGGUCCUCCAGGCUCGGGGCAGCCAUCGUGUGUGAAAAUAA